AUGUCGUUACUGUUUAUUAUUUUGUAUUUGUUUCUCUUGAAGGAGAGACUUGUGGAAUGUUUGGUAGCACAAAACUAUGCCAGUGACAGUGAAAAUCUUAAACCUAAUAUACGUCGAAGAAGUGAAUUCAUCGUUGGUGAAAAAUUCCGUGUCCGAGUGGUUCUGAGUGAAGAUUUAAAAAACCAUUUACAGUAUGAUUUAUUCCAGAGGCAGGUCAAAGAUGCUUUGAUAUUCUGGACAAAGGCAAUACAACCGAAGCAAAUCUCCACCCAACAAAUAUUAAUAGAACGCAAUUGCAAUGAACGAGUUCGAUCACAAAUGCGGCCACAAUAUCAUUACUGCGAAGGUGGUUGUAACAACGUGUCGAUAUGUAACGGUUUUGAAAUCCCCGAGAAGUAUCUUCAGAAAUGUCGUUCAUCUGAAAAAGAUGUUGUGGAAAAAGUCCAAGUCAAAAAGUCAGACAAAAGUGACUUUAUUCUGUUUAUUCGUUCGAGUAAUAAUGGAUCUCACACAGCGUUGGCUACAGCUGACUAUUGUGAGCUGGAUUUAGACACAAAUAGACCAAUCGCCGGUUCAAUUGCAAUUUUCUCAGCUAUGAAAUACAUUGAUUACAACCCAGGCGAAUUGAAACGAGUUAUUAUUCAUGAAUUAGGACAUACAUUCGGCUUCGAUUAUCGGUUGUUUCCUUACCUACGUCAUGAUGAUGGUAGUCCUAGAACAAAGCGUAACCAACAUACUGGUGAACCGGAAUUGCCAACAGAUGACAACGAAGGAUUAAAAGCUGAUCGAAAUACUAUAAAAUACGUGUCCAGGACAUGGCAUACAGUCGCCGGUGAGAAGACGUACAAGAGAGUCGCAUUAACAUUACCAAGUGUAGUCAACUUUGCAAGAAAUCAUUUCCGAUGCAAUGAGCUUGAUGCGGUUGAUCUAGAAUCGGAUGGUAGCGUUGGAUCUAAACAUUCACACUUCGAACGACGUCUGUCUAUUGGUGAAGCUAUGUCUGCUACUUGCGACAUCAUGGCGUCUGUUUCCAAUUUAACUCUCAGCUACUUCAAAGAUACUGGGUAA
This is a messenger RNA of Schistosoma curassoni, 1068 nucleotides long. NCBI's taxonomy places the organism in Eukaryota, Metazoa, Platyhelminthes, Trematoda, Strigeidida, Schistosomatidae. The record is from the annotation of a GenBank genome assembly.